This is a messenger RNA of Solenopsis invicta (red fire ant), 2746 nucleotides long. RefSeq names its product D-beta-hydroxybutyrate dehydrogenase, mitochondrial. The record is from RefSeq and is a predicted model, not a curated record. The transcript is spliced from 6 exons. The coding region runs from base 431 to 1396 and encodes 321 amino acids. NCBI's taxonomy places the organism in Eukaryota, Metazoa, Arthropoda, Insecta, Hymenoptera, Formicidae.
CGGGAGACAGUGGAGCGGCACCGAUUCACGCGCGAUGCGGCGCGCAGCGCGGCGCGAGUGCUGUCACUUCCGACUAUUUUUCACGGAGUUACGAAUCGCGUAGCGAGCUCUUGACGCGUGACGUGAUACAGAAAAUUGCACGCCGCGUUGGUUGACUCGCGCGCGCGCGCGCGAGAACGGAAGAAAGUAUCGCAAGAAGACCGGUUUUUACGCGCGAUCCCUCCGAGAUGCCAGGCUCCGGUGUUCUUGCAAUUUAAAGUUACGGCGCUUUCUAUUUGCGCAUCGAAUUCCCCCCUCGCUCUCCCCGUCAUCUUGUUUGUGGGGAUGACAUUUGAGAAUGACAACAUAGACACCUGGCGUACACGUAAUCGCUUAUUUCCGGAAGUCAGAGCAGACAUCGACAGGAGCUUCGCCGCGCCAGUCAGUCACAAUGGAUGUCGAAACCGGGGCCAUUUUGGCCCUGCAGAUAUUGGCGCUGUGCUCGAUAGUCGCAGCCCUGCUGGCCUACCUGAUGCGACAGUCCAGGAAUGCCGCCGACGAAUACGAGUCCCGUAACAGACGUCAUGUACUCGUUACCAGCUGUGAUACAUGCGUGGGCCUGCAGAUCGCCCUUGCACUCUACGAAGCCGGCUACAAGGUGUUCGCGGGUCUGCUGGACCCAACUGGUAGCUCGCCGUCGGUCAAGAUCUUGAAGGCGAUCGAGCUGGAGCGGCAGAAAGAGGACGAGCCCGGCGGUGCGGGUGAUGGUGAUCCGCAGCAAUCGGAAGCCGCACGUGCCCGCGGUCAAAUCGUGCCAUUGGAGCUGGACCCGACGAGGGAGGACAGUUUGCGUGCUUGUUUGGACGCCGUCAGGGCGAAACUUCCGGCCGGCGAGGAUGGUCUCUGGGCAGUCGUGCACACGGGCGGCUUGGUUUUACCAGGUGUCAUAGAAAAACAAACCAGCUCGAUGUGGGAAUCCAUGUUGCGCCAUAAUUUGGUUGCUCCGCUAAGAACAGUUAGAGUGUUCAUCCCUCUUUUGCGUAUCAAGAGAGGGCGCAUCGUUCUUCUGGGCGACUCCGAGACGAGCUACGACGGCAAGGCGGGCUUCGGACUGGUGGCGUUCAACGCGUCCCGAAAAGCCGUGGAGGGUGCCGCGGAGGCGUUAAAAAGCGAAUUACAUUCAUCGGGCGUCGACGUCGUACUUCUCAAACCGCCGCCCGUGAAUCCCCUCGUUCUUUAUGCAUCGCCCGUUCUCAAGACGGUCGACGUGGAGUCUGGCGUAACAGCCUCGGAAGGGACGUGGACUGCACCGCUAUCGAUUCAUUCUGUGCAGAGCGCUCUGAUUCCUGCGAUUACGACGUCGUGCCCUCCAAGCGUUUACGAUAUGUCCGUCAAACCGAGGCUCUUCUGUCGAUAAAUCCCUUCCACGUCGCGUAAACGGACCGAAAGAUCGCGAGACGUAAUAAUAUCGCGGGGAUUCCUCGAGUCGACGCGAUACGCGGUAUAUGCGGGAACAAUGGGAAAAUGUGCAAUAUAAUGGUAUACACGCGCGCGUUCUCGCCGCGGCGCGGCGGUGUCAUUUGCGCCGACGUGUCAGCUCGCGUGUUCUGGAGCGUCAUGUGCGGUAUUUGCUUUUCUCGGUUUCGCGGUAGGCGACAUUUCCCGCGUGUGAAUGAUGAUUAUUUUUUCAUACGCCUAUCCCGAACGGUAUCAAUUAUAAAUUCUCGCUUUUGUUGCCCGUCCAAAAUAUUUUUGUAUCGCUGUCAGGCUUCGGCGACUCGAGGAAAUCUUCUCGAUUAUUAUUUAAUGAAACAGCCGGUGAUUUUCAUCGCCACUGGAAUAAAUACGUGACGACAAUUCUUAAAGCGCAUUUUCCGUCCCUUCGUCUUGCGAAAAUAAAAUUUUUCUAAUGCUAUUUUACGUUGUAAAAAUAAAAUUUUGUUUCCAAAAUAACUUUUAUCGUCUGUUUAUAUAUAUUUUACAAUUGCACAUUGUGCGCGAGUUCGGUAGAUUUAUCUUCGAUUGCAAUGUUCAAAUAUUUGAUUGUGUUGCAAUUUCGCGAAAUGUAUACUUCAAGAGGUUAAAACGGAAAAUGUGUUUUACUUAAAAGGCUCCGGUGUACGUGUAUCGUGAAGUCAAGAGACUUCUCUACCUUUGCGCAUGUGUAAAUAUCCGAUCUAUAAUAACACGAAACAUCCGGAUAUAACUUUUGUAGAUUUGAAAUUAUUCUGCAAAAAUUUUAAUCAUGUAAUUUACAUAUUUUUUAAAGAGGUACACAAUAAAUAAUCUUUUUCCUAGUGUUCAUUAUUUUUUAGCCUUUUUUUCAAACGGAGUUUUCAAUGAUUUUCUUUUUAAAAAUAAACUUUUAAUAAUGGACGAUUAAUAUAUUGUCUCUCAUCGCUUCUACGUCGCAGUUGAAAUUGUAUGAAAAUGUUUGCAAUACUUUUUCGCAUCUUCAAAUCUACAAUAGUUAUUCAAUCGUCUUCUUCUCGUUUGAUAGACUAUUCUGUAUUAUGUAGGUCAACCAUUCAUGAAAACUACUUGUAUUUAUAAAGCAUGAUUGAAAUGUGAAGCUUUUACCAAUAAAUCUAUUUUUAGAUGAAGAUGAUAGAGUUUUCUUAAAAGAUAUCGUAACGCACAUAUGAAUGCUGUUGUUAAGUUAAAAUAAUAAGUAAUUUAUAAUAUAUCCUCUUACUUGUAACAGUCGAUAACAGUUUUAUAUGUAUUGUUGGUCAAAAUAUGUAAAAAUAAUAUGGAAAAAAAAAGA